AUGAGACGACUCCAGAGACCAGGUCCAGAGGGGGUGGAAGGCUGUUGGGUCGUGUUGUUUCGCCGCUCGUCCCAAAACCAACCAAUAGAGGUGGGUCAGGACCCGAGUUCGUUCGAGUAUCCCAGGCCAGGGUACCCCAGGUUUUCCGGGUCCGAACGUUCAGGUCACUGGCGACCUCUCUUGGAAGGCGGGAAGAGGCGAUGCGCCGCGUUGGCCGAGGUCAACUUGUCCAUGGACGCCAGCAACCUCAAGGAAGAGGUGGUGACCCAGCGACUCCAACAGCACGCGGAUGCCUUUCGGGACUCCUCCUUCGACAAUGUGAAAAAGGAAACCGACAUCCUCACCGGACAACGGAGGCAGCGCUUGGACGCUGCUGCCUUGGAGCGGGACGAGCGGACCUUCAUCGAGCGCAUCGAAGGGCUGGUGGGCAACAAGUCAACUCCAGCCAUCCGCCAGCUCCGGCCCACACUGAAGAAGACCAAGAGCAUGCCGAAGUUGCUGGGUCAGCGCGUGCCGGACUCGAAACCGAAGCUGGCGGGCAAGCCCACGGCGGUCCUGGAACAGAUCUCCCGGCAGAUGGCUCAAGAGGUGAGGGCGGAGACGCUGGAAAUCAACAUGGAGGUGGAGAAAGUUACUUGGACUCAGGUCUCAGCGGGGAACCUGCUGGGAGGUUUGGGUUGA
Messenger RNA from Durusdinium trenchii, 681 nucleotides. Lineage: Eukaryota; Dinophyceae; Suessiales; Symbiodiniaceae. The record is from the annotation of a GenBank genome assembly.